AUGGCCAACAGGGGAGCUACCUUCUUUUCCUGCAUACGUGCCUUCACCGGCAACUCCAGCAUGGCGGCGGGUUCGCCGGAACAGUUGCCGCGGCGCGUGGAGGUAUUGGAGACCGUAGAGCUGUCGGAGCGAGAGAAGAAGAUCUUCCAACGGCUUCUCGAUGUCGUCCGUCACUUCAAGCUCGGCACUGAGCUUCGCGUUGCAGGUGGUUGGGUUCGGGACAAGCUAUUAGGGAAAGAACCUGUUGACAUUGACAUUGCUCUUGAUAAUAUGACGGGCAAGGAUUUUUGCGAGUACGUAAAUAAGUACGCAAAGGUGGGACAGGAGGAGGAGGAAGGAAUCCAUAUUAUACCACGCAACCCUGAUCAAUCAAAGCACUUGGAAACUGCUAAGAUGAAAAUUUUCCUAAAAGUUAUUGAUUUUGUUAACUUGAGGUCUGAAAAAUAUGUUGGGAGCAGCCGUAUCCCUACCAUGAAGUUUGGCACAGCGGAAGAAGAUGCAUACCGUAGGGACCUAACAAUGAAUAGUUUAUUCUUCAACAUCAACAAUAACUCUGUGGAAGAUUUUACUCUAAGAGGUAUUGAUGACCUCAAAAAGGGCCUUAUUGCCACUCCUUUACCUGCCAAAGGUACCUUCUUGGAUGACCCACUUAGAGUUCUUCGAGCAAUUCGAUUUGCUGCAAGAUUCAACUUUACAUUAUCUAAUGAGUUGAAGGAAGCUGCUUCGGAUGAAAAUGUGAAAUUGGGACUUGGUUGCAAGAUUAGCAGAGAACGUAUUGGCAAGGAGAUUAAUCUUAUGAUGUCAGGCAAACACCCAGUUGAAGCAAUGUCUCUUAUCCGUGAUUUGGGGCUAUUUGACGUUGUAUUUUCUUUCCCUAAAACAUCCGAUUCUCCAGGUUUUGACAACUGUGAUCGGUGUGUCCUCGUUCUGACAUAUAGUUAUUUUGUGUUUCAGAUUCAGGCAACUGUUUGUACACAGGUUGAACAGCAACAGCUUUACCUCUAUAGUGCACUCUUUUUUUCCCUCCGAAAGAUGUCCUGCUUGGAUGAAAAAUAUAAGGAGAUUCCUAUCACUAGCUAUAUUAUUAAGGAGUCAUUAAAGCGGAAAGCAUGUGUUGCUGAAUCGGUUGCCAACAUACAUGCUGCCAGCAGAGAGUUUGCUGAAUUAGUUCUCCUCUUUGAAUCAAACGUCACUUUGGGAGCUCUCAAGGAGAAGCUCGAAGAUGCAUAUCUCGAUAUACCAACAGACAUGUUGAAGCGUGUAAAAGCAGGACUGAUACUUGAUGAAAUAAAGAACUUGUGGCGGGUGGCACUUCUUAUAUCCAUUCUCUCCUAUCCAGAAGCUGGUGACACCCUCAGCCAGCAGGAUGAGCUGCGUCGGAGGAAAGAGAAGUACAUCAAAGUUGAGCGUUCCAUAACUGAUCUAGGUCUCGACGGGGUGUGGGAGUGCGAGUGGAAGCAGAAGCAAUUGGUCAAUGGCAACACCAUAAUGGGAGUUCUGCAGGUCAAGUCAGGAGGUCGACUGAUUGGAGAAUGGAAAGAACGUGUGUUCAAGUGGCGGCUUGCGCAUCCGGAAGGAACCAUGGAUGAUUGCAUCGAUUGGUUGAAGCGGUCCCAAUCGAAACGCCAGAAGGUAGAAUCCAGCAUCUGAUGGUGACAUUUUGAGAAUAUUUUGUGUAUUAGAUCCAUGGUUUGCGUGAUGUUAGCAUGAUCCCGGGACUGCCUGCCAGAACAUUGUCUAUCCGUGAUGUUAGGAUGUGCGUUUGCAUUAUGUAAGGAAUCGCAGAAUGGGACCUGACGUAGAUCGA
Triticum aestivum (bread wheat) is the source of this 1807-nucleotide messenger RNA. Its product is annotated as CCA tRNA nucleotidyltransferase, mitochondrial. The transcript is spliced from 17 exons. The record is from RefSeq and is a predicted model, not a curated record. Gene Ontology annotation, molecular function: RNA binding; CC tRNA cytidylyltransferase activity; ATP:3'-cytidine-cytidine-tRNA adenylyltransferase activity. Bases 1 to 1650 code for a protein of 549 amino acids. NCBI's taxonomy places the organism in Eukaryota, Viridiplantae, Streptophyta, Magnoliopsida, Poales, Poaceae. Gene Ontology annotation, biological process: tRNA 3'-terminal CCA addition.